Mollisia scopiformis is the source of this 354-nucleotide messenger RNA. Its product is annotated as ankyrin repeat protein. Gene Ontology annotation, molecular function: protein binding. Lineage: Eukaryota; Fungi; Ascomycota; Leotiomycetes; Helotiales; Mollisiaceae. The record is from RefSeq and is a predicted model, not a curated record. The annotation marks the transcript as partial. The transcript has a single exon.
AUCUUACAUGGGAAUGACAACAGCACUCUAGAAGAAGCUGGCUCCGAUGAACGGACUCCACUGGCUGCAGCCGCCUUGAACGGACAUCUCAGCACCGUUUAUCUUCUCCUUGACUCGGGAGCCACUGUCGAUUCGCGAGAUUCUGCUGAAGACACACCAUUGGCUCUAGCUGCAGCCAAUGGCCAUAUUGGCAUUGCCAAAAGACUCGUCCUGUCCGGCGCCAAUAUCGAGAGCAAAAGCUACGACGGAGCCACCCCAGUCAUCAUUGCAGCAAGCAACGGUCAUACAGAAAUGGUCACUGCCCUAAGGGGACUCGGCGCCAAGAUGGAUGCUGCUGACGACAACGGGGAAACA